AUGGCCGCCAAGGGCCCCAAGCAGACUCCCGAGGAGGCCGCUGCUCCCCCUCCCCCCGAAAUCUCCGUCGACUCCACCGCCUCCACCUCCUCCCUCGUCGACGUCGACAUGCCGAGCGUACACACCGUUCCCAAUGACUUCCUUGAGCAGGAGAUCCAGACAGAAACUCAAGCCGAUCGCGUCGACCGCGAAGAGAAGGCCCGCGCCGAGGCCGACCUCGCCAAGAAGAAGGCUGCCUCCAAGGCCCGUAAGGCCGAUUCGUGGCUCAAGCGCCAAUUCUCCUCCCUCUCUGACGGCACCGCCAGCGCCCUCGUCGUCUCCAACCUCGUCGGCGUCGUCGGCCUCAGCGCCUUCCUCGGAUACAAGGCCUGGGGUCUCUACGAGCGCGGCCGUCUGUCGUGGCAGAGCGUCGGUCUGGGCUUGGGCAUCCUUGGUGUUGUUGGUCUCGGAGAGGGUAUCUUUGGAAGCUACCUGUACAAGACUAAGGGCAAGAAAUAA
Colletotrichum acutatum is the source of this 498-nucleotide messenger RNA. RefSeq lists its product as uncharacterized. The record is from RefSeq and is a predicted model, not a curated record. The coding region runs from base 1 to 498 and encodes 165 amino acids. The transcript has 3 exons. NCBI's taxonomy places the organism in Eukaryota, Fungi, Ascomycota, Sordariomycetes, Glomerellales, Glomerellaceae. Gene Ontology annotation, cellular component: mitochondrial outer membrane. Gene Ontology annotation, molecular function: nascent polypeptide-associated complex binding.